UUACAGGAUGCAGCAAACAUUACCAGUGAACUUUUCAAUUAUAUAAUAAGCAACCAGUCAGCAAAGAAGGGCAUUAACAUAUUGAUAGCUACUCAAGAACUGGAGUCAUUUGCAGUUGACUACGGCAAGAUUCAUUACCAAGCUAAUGGAAGUGCGAUCAUUUCCCAAAAAUAUUUUGGUGGGUAAUGAAUUAAACGAGAAGAGAAGAGGUUCAAUUAAGCCUUCUGAGUGCAUCUUAUUUUAUUAUUCAUUUAAAAUAUUUCGCCGUUUCUGAUUGGCUCUAAUCCCCGACUAAGUCUUAAAUUGGAAGAUAGGAACAAAUAUAUACCAUCAAACAUAAAAAUCGAGUUUCUUUCUGUUAAAUGAUCAUUAUAACACUCAGCUUAACAAGAAAAAAAAGCAGACUGCGGUAAUAAACAUAUUAAGUCUUAUAUUGUAUAUAUCGUAUAUACUGAUGUCGAAAGCAAGAAAAUUACUAACUAAAGGAGAGUCGCUCGCCGCCACGGUGAGAAGUACUUUUAUUACCUUUGUUUAAGGUAUGGAUAUUCCAUUAGUUAAUUCUUUGGUUUAUUUUUUAUUACGUUUGCAAUAAAAUGCGUCGUGUGUGUGUGUGGGUGCAUUUAUUUAGUCAGUUAUACUAUUCUCUCUUAGCGAUGAAGAUCCAACGAGUAUCAACGAACACCAAAGGAGUUAUCAGUUUCUCUUCAAGCGAAACAAAUUUCUCUGGAGGAGAAGAUAACGCAAACAUUUCUAUACCCUCAGCAAUUUUCCUAGGAGAAGGUAUAAGAUUUCGUGCUUUUGAUGUAUUGCUGAUACCUUCUUUGUUGAGGUUGUUAAUAGUUUAAAACGACCGAAAUGCCACAUGAUGAUAACAACAAAAGCAACAACAACAACAACAAUUUUAUUUGUAUUCAAAUCUGAUUGGCUAUCAAAUGCCCUGAUUUCAGCCUUAAUAGGACAGUAGGCGUCAUGCCUAAGUAAUUGGACAGUACGCACCAUUAAGCGCGCUUGCUGCCACCAAAAGGUCUAGGAAUUUCUUGUGUUUUGAUUUAAAAAUAAAAAGAGUUUGUUAAAGUUAUGAUUAAUUGGUAACUUCAUGUCGUCCAAUUCGGUCUGUAAUCAUAUUCGUGAUAAAACAAAUUGCACUCCCCCUGCGCGGUCAUCCGAUUUUAUUAAUCACGAGUAUGAUUACAGACCGAAUUGGACUCCACUCAGUCCUGUCUAAUGCACGGAGUCUCUGUAGGUUCAGUUUAUCUUCAAGAACCUUUUCAAGCUUCUACGUAGCCAGGUUUUAUAUUGAGUUACGGCGCAAAAACAAAUAAAUUAACACAGAAAAUUCAACGAAUUUUUGAAGCAAAUUCAGAAAAUUUCGAUAAAUCGACGUACACGUACCUCAUCUUGCAUGACUUCUGACCACUGAAUUACUAUGCGCGGAUGUAUAUACGAAAACCAUUAUAAAUUUUGUUUUUUAAAAACUAACCCUACUCUAGACAAAAACUCCAUCUUUGACAAAGAAGGCGCCUUGUGAUCUUGAAGAUUCUUUAUUCUUUUUUAAUUGGUCAGUUUAUCAUUUUGAUAAAAAAUAUAAUAUGUUCAUGAAGUAAAUGAGCAAAAUGCUAAUAAUAUAAUUAUUACUUAGAUGCUGUUGUUGUGAGCAUUCUUUAUGAUGGUAUCGAGCAAUGGUUCUCCGAUAAAGGAAAGCUGGAGAAAGAAGGGUUAGUUUCUUUAUUUUUGGUUUGUUUCUUAGUAAUUUAUUCAUCAGGCAUUCCCUUUUUGUCGACUUAUAUUCAGUACUUAUUUAUUGUUUUCCUCUCAUAUAUAAGGUAAUAUAUUAAAUUUAAAUUCUAGGUUAACACCAAUCUCAACACAAGCAUUAUUAUAUAGCUUAAUCUUUUCUUUUUUUUUUUUUUUCCACCAUAUAUUAUGUAUUCUCUAUUUUCCAAUUGCCCAUAAUACACUCUGUUUGCUCCCCAAAUUCUGCAUAAACCAUUGUUUUUAAAUGCUCCUGGGAGUUUGGCAUUUUCCCAAGAGCAUUUUAAGACAAUAAGUUAUGCAAAAUUUGGGGGGUAAGCAGAGUGUAUUAUGGGCAAUUGGAAAAUAGUCAAUAGGAGCAUUUUUCCUAUUCAAUAUAUAUCGGGGUAUAGUAAUUGAUGAAUAGUGUAUAUUUUAACCCAGAUCAUUUAGAUAAUAUAAGCAGUUCGAGUUAAGACGAUGGCGAUGAUGCUUAUAAUAACCGAGUUUAUACAAUAUAGUCAGUCUGUAUAGUUCACGUCCACUGAUCUGGAAACUUCAAGUGAAAACAGUUUACGUUUAUUCUCUUGUGUUUAUUUUUUUAGUCAUUUAUUUCUUUAUUUAUUUGUUUAUUCAUUUCGGCGAAACUUUAACUAACCUCCGGCUUAGGAGACCAAUCAUAUCCAGCACUGUAAAUCCAGCGCCUUCUGGUAUUCUCGAGGAAAACGUCACCAUUUCAUUCAGUUACGAAAAGGUACAUGAAUGGUUACAAUAGGUGAAUACGUUCUUGUAAACAAAGAAGGUUAGAAAAUGAUUAAAAUUGGGAAGCAGAUUUAUAUGAAAAUUGGUGAAAGUUAAUAUUUGGAAAGAAAAUUGCCACAAACAGAUAAAGUUUACAGCCUUAUAUUUUUCCUUUAAAUCGUCGACAUCGAGAGCUUACGGUUUCAAAUUAAUGAGUACCAAGUUGGACGAGCGCUUAUCAUUACGGGUGACCAUCUUGGUUUCAAAUAGUAUAAUACUAUGAACUGAUACGAUUUGUUUUUAUUAUUAUUAAUUUCACUCUCUUUAUUCCCCUCAGAAACUGCAAGAUGAACACAAUCCUUACUGUGUAUUUUGGAACUUCACCCUUAAGUAAGUAAUAUAUAGAUUUAGCCAGGGUUAAAAGCGAAGCUCUCAUUCAUUACUAUAAAUACUUAUAGUUCACUCAAACCAAAGUAAAAUCGUGUAAUGCUAAACGGCCAAGGCAACGAUAACAAAAAAGGUCUAAUUAGCAAAAACAACAACACCUUUGCACGAGCAGCUCACUUGUUUUGUACAUUGCACUAGUACUUUGGACAAGCAGUUUAAAAAACGCGGCCUUAAUUAGAUUUAUGAACCAUGUAUUAAACAGUUGUGAUACCUUUGGAUUAUGAUGCCAAAACGCCGUUUUUUUUAGAUAUUUUCUCUUAUCCUUCAGCUUUGAAUCUUACUUUUUUAGUGUAACAAGUUCCUAUUUUUUGCCCAUUGUUAUCACAGUUCACAAAGCAUCUUCCUUUCCCUGUUUUGACGAUAACGUUUAUAAAAACUGAACGUUUUGCUUUUGUUUUCAUCUCAGAUCGAAGAACAACGGUUCUUGGUCCUCUGUAGGAUGCAGGUUGGUCAAGAAAUCCAAUAGGCAAGUCACUUGCACUUGCAAUCAUCUCACAAACUUUGCUGUUCUCAUGCAAGUAGGAGGAAAUAAAGCCAGUAAGAAGGUAUCCCGCUAGUUUGACCUAUGACAGUUAUUUUAAAUAUUAGAAAGGAUGGUUUGUAGACAAAAUAAAUUCGGAAAGCUUUAGAUGGUGGGAGUGCUUCUUAUGCCGCUGUUUCAGCUUGUUUUCGCUGCCGCGGAUGAUCACGAACACGACGACCAAUAGGACGGUGAUGGCUGAUGAUUUUUAUUUAACUCGUGUUAUUUUGAGAAGAAGUGCUGAAACAUAGUUGCAAUUGAUGGAUACUUUAAAAUGAGAACUAAUAUGUUAAUAAGUUACGCAGAUUUUCUAAUAACAGAUUAUGUUAAUAUAUGUAUAACUUGAAAAUAAUUCCCACCAAUAAUCUGUUGAUGUUGUUCUUCAGCAGCAUGAUUAGAAAAAAGUAAAAGUAUUGUUCAAUUGAGGCCCAAAACUACUGUUUUAAAAAAUGAAAUUGGCACCCAAGCUUUCCCCGAUCAAUGGCAUCAUCAGGGAUGAUUCCCUGAUGAUGCCGGUUGAUCGGCGAAAGCUUGGAUGCCAAUUUUAUUGUGUAAAACAGCACUUUAAGGCCUCAAUUGAACAAUGUUUUUAUUUUUUAAUUCCCAAAAAUUUUAUCAGAAUUUAUGAGCCAGUUUUGCUUAUUAACAGCCCAACAAGAUUUUACCUCUUUUUACUCUUGGGGUGUGUUCGAAUGAUUGUAUUUCGAAAUAGAAACAAAUGACAACAUCUAGAAAGCUGCUUAAAAUAAAAUAUUUCGAUGACUGUAGCAUUCAAUUGAUCCAAAAAUCAAAAAUUUCGAGUAUUCUUAUUCCGGCUGAAUACGAACGAUAUUAAAGCAAAAAUAUUUAUUAAGUAAGAAAAUAAAAACAAUCAUUUUUUUUUUCUUUCCUAGCAAAUUUCAAGAGACCAUAAAGUACCUUUGGAAGUUAUAACUUACGUUGGGUGUGCCCUGUCACUUGUUGCAGAAGCGCUCACCGUUGUUGCAUAUUGCCUUCUCAUGUAAGUUGCAUCGGGAACAGCUUAGCAUGAAAAAAAAGAAGUAUGGUCAUGUUUAAAAUCAAGGCUUGCCAGGUUGCCUUUGUUUGCACUGUUUAGGUUCCUCCCCCUUCUUCUUCAUCCAAGUGUUAUUUAACAGUUAUCCCUCGAGCCCGAAUAGGCUCUGAGUCAAUAGUCCAUGAGGUCGAAGGCCGAAUGGCCUAUUGACUCAGAGGCCACGAGAGCGAGAGGAAUAAUUGUUUUAAUAAAAUUCAACUAGUUGGUAAAAAAUAUCGAGACAAAACAGCUUUAACUAGCAAAACGCGAUUCAGCCGCCAUUGUUUAGGUUUUCAAAGCCGGCGCUUUUCGCUUCUAGUGGGCUAUAACAUAUAGCCUAGAAGUAGCUCAACCAAUCAGAACACAGCGGAUUGAUAAUAGACCACUAGUUGGAUUUUAUGCGUUAUGUGGUAUUGUUCAGCGCUUAUUUGUUUAAGCUUUUCUAUUUUUCUCUCACAGGAAUUUAAAACAAGAACAAAUUCAAAUACGUCUUAACCUCGUGGUUGCCAUAGCAAUCGCGCAAAUAACCUUCCUUGCUGGGAUUAAUGCAGCAAAACCGAAGGUGGGUCAAAUAAAAGCAGGUUAUCAUUUACUCAUCGUUCCUUACGUCUAGUUUCUUGGACACGCAAACUUUCACUGAUUUUGAAUAGUCCAGUUUCGAAUUAGUCGCGGCCAAUGGGAAGCACUGAAGACUCAUUUAUACAGGGUUAGCCUCGACCUAAGGUAAAUAUAUUAACAAGACCUGUGUACAACUGUGUCUAUUAUUUUAAACUCAAAUUCAGGCACCUUCUAGCCAAUACUUGUGAAUAUUUUUCUUUAGGUCAAGGCUAAACCUGUAUAAAUUACUUCAUUAAAAUUGCUUCAAUUUCAGCUGUUAAAGCGGCAAUUGCAAAUUAGAAACUGGACUAUUCCCACAAUUCAAGUCGAUAUUAAUUACCUGAUUUUCCAUCUUCCUCAGGCCGUGUGUGUGUUUGUAGCAGCCAUAAUUCAUUAUUUCUAUACGGUGGCGUUUGCUUGGAUGUUGUUUGAAGGUGUUUACCUGUAUAUGAUGGUGGUCAAGGUUUUUAAUACAGUCGUCAGGAUGCGCCUUUUCUACAUAAUAUCAUGGGGUGGGUGCUUGAUUUUAUCUCUGGUAGACAUAACUCUGAUCGAUAUCUAG
Porites lobata is the source of this 5631-nucleotide messenger RNA. Lineage: Eukaryota; Metazoa; Cnidaria; Anthozoa; Scleractinia; Poritidae. The record is from the annotation of a GenBank genome assembly.